AUGUCCUCCAUUUUCAAAGCCUUGGCUGGAAGUAACAAUACCUCACAAAAAAGUAAACAACAAAAUGAAAAACAAUUUAUGAAUAGACAACGUACUUUACUUAUUUCCAGUAGAGGAGUUAAUUUCAGACAUCGUCAUUUAAUUCAAGAUUUAGAUUCCCUCUUACCACAUGCCAGAAAGGAACCAAAACUUGAUACCAAGAAAGAUUUACAGCAAUUAAACGAGAUUGCAGAGUUAUAUAACUGUAAUAAUAUAUUGUUCUUCGAGGCUAGAAAACAUCAAGAUUUAUAUUUAUGGUUAUCCAAGCCACCUAAUGGUCCAACUAUCAAAUUUUAUAUACAAAAUCUACACACUAUGGAUGAACUUAAUUUUACAGGUAAUUGUUUAAAGGGAUCUCGUCCAAUUUUAUCAUUCGAUCAUAGAUUUGAAACUACUCCCCAUUAUCAGUUAAUUAAAGAAUUACUAAUCCAUAACUUUGGUGUUCCACCACAUGCGAGAAAAAGCAAACCAUUUAUUGACCAUGUUAUGUCUUUCAGUAUUGUCGAUGAUAAAAUAUGGGUCAGAACAUACGAGAUUAAAAAUGCUGCAAGAAAUAAAACUGAAUAUGAGGAAGGUCAAGAAGAUUUUUCCUUAGUAGAAAUUGGCCCAAGAUUCGUCAUGACUACUAUCUUAAUUUUGGAAGGUUCAUUUGGUGGUCCUAAGAUUUAUGAAAACAAACAAUAUGUAUCUCCAAAUGUUGUAAGAGCUCAACUAAGACAUCAAGCUGCAGAAGAAGCUAAGAAUAGGGCCGAAGCUGCCAUCCAAAGAAAACUUAAGAAGAGAGAAAGUAUAUUAGCAGCAGACCCAUUAUCUAACGAUGCUAUUUUUAAAUGA
Arxiozyma heterogenica is the source of this 873-nucleotide messenger RNA. RefSeq names its product ribosome biogenesis protein BRX1 (gene BRX1). The transcript has a single exon. Gene Ontology annotation, biological process: rRNA processing; ribosomal large subunit assembly. The record is from RefSeq and is a predicted model, not a curated record. The coding region runs from base 1 to 873 and encodes 290 amino acids. Gene Ontology annotation, cellular component: nucleolus. NCBI's taxonomy places the organism in Eukaryota, Fungi, Ascomycota, Saccharomycetes, Saccharomycetales, Saccharomycetaceae. Gene Ontology annotation, molecular function: rRNA binding.